Molecule: messenger RNA, 5063 nt
Organism: Solea senegalensis (Senegalese sole)
Lineage: Eukaryota; Metazoa; Chordata; Actinopteri; Pleuronectiformes; Soleidae
Gene: ano11
Product: anoctamin 11
Exons: 24
Coding region: 541-3300 (919 amino acids)
Biological process (GO): chloride transmembrane transport
Cellular component (GO): plasma membrane
Molecular function (GO): chloride channel activity; protein dimerization activity
Source: RefSeq, a predicted model, not a curated record
CAAAUUAUGUCACCUAUGGUGCUGAUGCCUGUGGAUGUUACUCUGAUGUCUGCGUUUAUACAGCACGUCAAAAAAUAAAUACUAGAGGGUCCGAGUUUCUCUGUUCAUAAUUCAUGUUGAUUUUGUGGACGUUUCAAACCCAAUCAAAUUAAAUCUGCAAAAAGCUUGUGUGUGGGUGGGUGGUACCCAGAAUCUCUCCCUCAUGUGUUAUUCUGCAUAAUGAGCAUGGUAGAGUCCUCAGGCUUGGUUCCCCCAACCACUGCCCCCCUGACAGACUGCUGCAUUAUUUAUGAAGUGGGAUGUUCACUUUAAUGUGUGUCCAUAAGUACAUUUCCACUCGCACUGGCAGCAAAGUAUCUGCUGCUGCUGCCUGCAUGCCACGUCCGUUACAGUAUUUCCCUGCUAUUUAUCGGCGCGCGGGCAGAGGAGCCACACAGAUGCAGAGAUAGAGCAGAGGGAGAGAAGGAGGGAAGCACACGUUUGCUGCAAAUCCUCAGCCUUGAUUCCACUACAGCAGAGUGUUAUGUGUGCAGCCACACCAUGCUGAGGAGGGGCUCGGAGCUGGUGAAGGGUGACAGAGAGGUCCUCCUGGAUCUGGACUACGUGGGGGAAGCACCAACCACCGACAGCUACGGGAGUCUGCAGAACGGGGGCUUCAUUCCACCAAGAUAUUUUUCAGCCACAGCUGCUGCUGAUGAUGUGGACAAUGACAAUCCCAUUCAUCUCAACUGGAAUACAAAAAUUAAUGAGCCAGUGCCACAGCCGGGGAAUUACUUCAGAGAUGGAAGAACUAAAAUUGACUUUGUCCUGGUGUGGGAGGUUCGCUCACGCAGGAAGCGGCGAGGGAAGGGGAAGAGCGAGGUGCCCACUGAGGAAGAGGAGGUCGUGCCCAUUGAGGAGAACAGCAGGUCUGAGCGAAGGAAGGCACAGUUAGCACAGUGGAGGGAGAAGUUUGUUCAGAAUCUGGAGAGUGCUGGGUUGCUCAUGGAAAAGGAGGAAACAGCCAGUGAGAAGAGAACAAUACAUUUUCUAAAACUUAGUGCUCCAUGGGAUGUGAUGGUGGGUUGUGCUGAAGAACUCUGUCUCAGAGCUCCAUUGCAGGCACAGCCACAUCUGGACUUGAACACAUCUGCUCAGGUACUGAGUAGACUAUGCAUACCAAAUGUAAUGAGAGAGUCGGUGCCAAACAGGCCACUGGACUAUUACACAUGUGCCUUUCGCAAGUCGAAGAUGAGCAGAUUCCUUGGCUGUGAUGACCACGAGAACUACUUCACUAAUACACAGAGACACCGCGUUGUGUAUGAGAUUUUAUCCAGGACGGUUUACGGCAAAAAGAAGAGGGCUGAAGUUGGUGUGGACAGACUGAUAAAUGAAGGGGCUUAUACUGCAGCGUUCCCUCUGCACGAGGGCCCUUUUGAGCUUCCAAGGGAUGAGAUCAGUCCUGACAAACUUAAUCAGAGGCAGGUUCUUUAUCACUACUGGGCCCGCUGGUGCAAGUGGUACAAGUACCAGCCACUGGAUCACAUCAGGGAGUACUUUGGAGAGAAGAUUGCACUCUACUUUGCCUGGCUGGGCUUCUACACAGCCUGGCUGCUGCCGGCCGCAGUGGUUGGAACCCUGGUCUUUGUUUCUGGAGUCAUGUCCAUGGGCACCAACACACCAGCUCAGGAGAUCUGUACCAGCGGAGCCAGUUAUUUGAUGUGUCCUCUCUGUAACACAUGCAAGGCCUGGAACAUGUCUGAGAUCUGCACUAUGGCCAAGCUGGGCUACUUAUUUGACCACCCAGGUACAGUCCUGUUCAGUGUCUUCAUGUCCUUCUGGGCUGUAACCUUUCUGGAGUACUGGAAAAGAAAGGUGUCCACCCUGGCCCAUCACUGGGACUGCAUGGACUUCCAUGAAGAAGAGGAACGUCCUCGGCCAGAGUUUGCAGCAAUGGCUCCAACUAUGGAGGAAAAUCCGGUGACUGGGGUUAAAGAGCCCUACUUUCCAGAAAAGACCAGACUGUCCCGCAUGUUCACUGGCUCCAUGGUCAUCAUCAUGAUGCUGUCUGUGGUGAUGAUCUUCCUGGUGACGGUGGUCAUGUGCCGCGGUAUCAUCAGCGUGAUGAUGUUUCAUACUGGCAGCCCUGUCCUGCGUACAGAGGCAGGCACCAUAGCCAACAUCUCCAGCAGCAUUGUGAAUCUGGGCCUCAUUCUGUUGAUGGGACGGGUUUACACUGCUUUAGCUGAGCAGCUCACUAAAUGGGAGAUGCACAGAACUCAAACCCAGUAUGACAACGCCUUCAUCUUCAAGGUGUUCAUCUUCCAGUUUGUCAACUUCUACUCUUCUCCGUUCUAUGUGGCUUUCUUUAAAGGAAGGUUUGUGGGUUAUCCCACCAACUAUGGGACCUUGUUUGGAAUGAGAAAUGAAGAUUGUGGUCCUGGGGGGUGUCUCAUUGAAUUGGCUGAACAGCUUUUCAUUAUUAUGGUGGGAAAGCAGCUCAUCAACAACAUCCAGGAGUUCAUUAUCCCUAAAAUUAAGGCCUGGCGCCAGAAAAGAACUUUGGCUAAGGUGCUGGGAAGUAAGAAAUCCCGUGAGCCUCAGCGCUGGGAGGAAGACUACCAGCUGGUGGAGUGUGAAGGCCUCUUUGAAGAGUAUCUAGAAAUGGUGCUCCAGUUUGGGUUCAUCACCAUCUUCGUGGCUGCUUUCCCGCUCGCUCCACUCUUCGCCCUCCUCAACAACUGGGUGGAAAUCCGUCUGGAUUCGCACAAGUUUGUGUGCGAGUAUCGGAGGCCCGUGGCUGAGCGAGCACAGAACAUCGGAGUGUGGUUCAACAUACUGGAGGCUCUGUCACACUUGUCUGUCAUUGCCAAUGCCUUUCUAAUUGCCUUCACGUCCGAGUUUUUACCUCGCUUACUCUACCAGUACAAGUUUGACAGUGAUCUCAAUGGAUACGUCAAUUUCUCCUUGUCUUAUGCCCCACUCAACUACACUAAGUACUCAAUGUGCAGAUAUAAAGCAUACAGAGACAACAAUGGAAACUACACGCUGUUCUACUGGGAGCUGCUGGCUGUCAGACUUGGUUUUAUCAUUGCUUUUGAGCACAUGGUUUUCUUUGUGCUGCGAGCCAUCGACUGGAUCGUACCUGAUGUCCCCGAGUCCCUCGAGCUGAAGAUGAAGAGGGAGCGCUACCUUGCCAAGCAAGCUCUGGCUGAGAACCAGGAGGCACUGUUGGUGAGUGGAAAACGAAGGGCUGCCGCUGCCUCUGCAGGCACAUCUAGCCCAGUGGUGAACACACACAUGCCGGGCACAGCGACCUAACAGUUACGAGCCCGAUUCCUUUCCUCUUGGCCAUGGGCUGCCCAGAUAUUAACGAAGAUAUUAAUAAGGUAUGAUAAACUAAGAAUAAAUAAGAAAAAAAAACAAUAAAAUAUUUACCUUUGUGUCAAAUAUAUACGAACUGAAUAAAAAGUACCAGUAUACAGUGUAUAAACAGUAUUAGAUAAAGUAACUGCACGUAAACAAGUGAACUGUGUUUAACCUAAUAUGUACUUGUAUGUAAAUAAAAUGAGGUUUUUUGCAAUGAGACAUAAUUGACAGUUAAAGUGAAAUGUGCAACUACAUUGGUACCGAAGGUAAAUGCAAAUGCAGCACAAUUAUAAACAAAAGUACAGUGGACAUGUAUGUUGCACAGGGAUAUUUGUGCUGAGUGGUUCGGGCACAGCAGUUAAUUACAGUCAUUGUCUAUUGACUCAGAGCGUCUGACACAGCGAGGGUGGGGUUCCCCACGGGCAGGAAUGACUUCCUGUGACGCUCUGUGGUGCAUCUCAGUGGGAUCAGUCUGUGACUGACAUUACGUCUGUGUUUGACCAGGACAUUAUGGAAAAGACGGGAGAUGCUGUAUUCUGAUGUACACGUUUGAAAUAUCUCCUGUCACCAAAAAUGCAACGGCAAACAGAUAUUGUCCAUGCUGCUCAAAGCAUGGUUUGAAAAACUCGACUACACAGUUCCUUUGUUACACAGGAUAAUCCACUCACUCACUCACUCUUAUUUACAGUUUCUACUCAUUUCGGUAUCAGAAUAAUUCGGCACCCAGUAAAGUGUGUUUCUCACACAGGUGAUCAAUAAACCGCUGCAACAGCAGAGUUCACAGGUCACACGCUGCGUUAAAGCAUUCAGCGUCUCUGUUGAUUCUCAUAAAUAAAUUCCACAUUUUAAAAGGUGUUUAAAAGCUCACCCACCUAUCAACACCCCCACAGAGCAUUUGCAAAGCACCUGCGGCUCAGCCAGCUGCCAUAAACCUGCUGCACUGCUCAUAACACGAUCAUUAAAUAUUCUAUGUGUGGGAUCUGAGCCAAAUAUAUCGUCAUUUUAAUUUGAUUCUAGCCAUCGACUGAUGGCUGAUGUCCGGUGUUAUUUCCUCUGUAAAUAAAAUUGUUAAUGGGGAACAGAAAAUAUUUCCUUGGGGGGGGAAAGAAAGCAGGAUGUAAACAGGAAGUAAACAGUAGAGGUUUAAAUACAGCCUCCGUCAAAUCUCAGAGGUUUACUCACUGUUAUAGUAACAAUAUUACAGGAGACAACUGUGCAUCUCAUCGCUCUCUGUCUGUGUGUGUGUGUCCCUGUGCGCUGACUCAUGCUGUUGUCAUGUGUCUCAUGUAGUCAGUGUUGCUGGUGGAGGAAAGGUGAGUAUGAACAACUGCACACAUGGAAGUGAGUGGAAUUGGAGGUCAUUAUAUCGUCUUUAAGGUCAAGUCUGUAACAUUUAGGAGGAUUUAUUGGUUAAAUUAAAUUUAACACUUAGCUUAAAAUUCAAUUAAUUUGUUUUUCUUUAGUCUUACAAAGCCCACCAUAGUGGUUUGCAGUGUUUUUUUUGUUUGCCGAUUCUGACCAUGGGCAGGCCUUAGGAAGCUGCAUGCCGAUUGGCGACUGAGUUUUGGAGCGGCAGCUCAAUGGACCCGCGCUUGGAGUCGCUGUCCAUCUGGAACUCUUUCCCCAAGUUUUCCACACUGACGGACAGCGACUCCAAGCCUGUGACUACUUCCGGUCCAUUGAGCCAAAGAACGAGUGUAUUAUCAAACAAUAAA